Komagataella phaffii GS115 is the source of this 972-nucleotide messenger RNA. RefSeq names its product Peroxin 20. NCBI's taxonomy places the organism in Eukaryota, Fungi, Ascomycota, Pichiomycetes, Pichiales, Pichiaceae. The record is from RefSeq and is a predicted model, not a curated record. Bases 1 to 972 code for a protein of 323 amino acids. The transcript has a single exon.
AUGUUUACUUCUAAUGGCAGUUGUGGCCCUGCCACAGCGCUAGAUAAUCUCAGCAAGAGAGUCGGGCAGGACCGUACUUUGGAAAAUGACCACGUAGCAAGAUUUAGGGAUCAAAAUAGUAGCCAGAAUAGAGCCUUUAGAGCCGAGUCAUCUUUUAACACCACCGCAGGAGCGGAAUUUGGCCAGUUUCAAAACACAUCUGUUCAAAGGAAUUAUUUCCCUUCUGCUGAGCUAAUUAGGAAGAAUACCAGAUUUGGCGAUAAUUGGAGUUCAGAGUUUAGGCAACAACAGGAGAAUAACAAAUGGGUUGAAGAUUUUGGCGCAAUGAACCUAGAGAACGUCCGUAUGGAACAGGAGCAAAGCUUCCAGACCAUGGAUCAGAGAACUAACAUGCAAGCAAUGUCUUCAACUGCAAAUGCUUGGACUCAAGAGUUCAACCAUAUGCAACAUAACAAAGAAAUGGAAUAUGAAAUGAGAAUUCGGGAAACCCAGAGACUUGUUAAUGCGCCUGCAAGAGAAGUAUUUAGUAUGGUAAAUCAGCACUCUCAGCAGCAUAAUCAGAACUUUACUCAUAAUCAGACGCAACUGGGGGACCAAAGUCACUACAUGACAAACCUUGCAUUUGAGAGACAAUUCGAAACAGUUCAGAAUGAAAUUGACGGUAUGGAUAUGUUCUCCGACUCAGAACAAGUAGAGCAACAAAAGGAGCUACAGAAGGAAGAUGACAAUAAUGAUAUAGAGACUACCAAGUUUGCAGAGAUUGCCCAGCAGGUCUUCAACCAAAUGAACAACGUGGACACUACUGUUUCGCAGAACACUGAGCAUAAAUUCAAACAAUCUAACUUCCUCAGGUUGAUGGAUAAGGUCGCACAGAGGGAAGUCGAAAUUAAUGGCAGCGGAGAUAGAUUCAUAGACAAGACUGGCAAUGACAUCAGGGAUUAUUUACCGGAUCCUUUAUCCGAUCUAAGGUAA